GAGGAUGCUGCCUCGUCGAGGAAGCAGGGUUGAGCUGAGCCAGUGGUUUCAGUGAGCGUAGAGAACAGCCUCGGGUCGCUCAGGCAAGUGUCAGGCGCGAACGAGGCCUUUAAACUAAAGCUCUGGUUUCUUCCGCCGCUAGCGGGCUUCAAACCCCGGGGGACGUCCUGGGGUCUCAGUUAAACCCACACUCUGGUGCUGGGAGAGCCCCGCCCAGAGCUUGAUUCUAGGCCUUAGGACCGCCGGCGCUCCGCCCCCGGGCGCUGUCGCCCAAUCCCGGGCUGGCCCCGUCCCCUUCGCGAGUCGUAGCCCCGCCCCUCCCCGCGCCGAUUGGUCAGGCCUCCAGUUCGGCUCCGCGAGGCAAAGACCCGGAGCAGUGAAAUUCGCCCAAGGAUUGCCCCCGCCCGGCCCUGCUGCGCAUGCUCGCUCCGUGACCCCAGCUUGAGGUGACGGUCCAAACCGAGGCGGGGGCCCCAAGCAGGAGGCUGCAGGACCUGCCGCGGCUCCUUCGUCGGAGAGGGAGGUCUCCGCUGCCGCCGCCGCCCGACCGGUGCCCGGACGGAGCCCCUGGACUGCCAGGUUCCCUACCCGGGAGGAGGAGGAAGAGGAGAAAUCCGUCUGCUGGGGCCUGAGCGUGGCCUGGGAGACCGACCAUCGUCCCAGGAUGCCCCUGCCUGAGCCCAGCGAGCAGGAGGGUGAGAGUGUGAAGGCUGGCCAGGAGCCGUCCCCCGAGUCCUCUGAGCCAGGGACUGAUGUCGUCCCCGCGGCCCCCAGGAAGCCCAGGAAGUUCUCCAAACUGGUCCUGCUGACAGCCUCUAAGGACAGUGCCAAGGUGGCAGGGGCCAAGCGCAAAGGAGUCCACUGCAUCAUGUCCCUGGGGGUGCCGGGCCCCGCCACCCUCGCUAAAGCCCUCCUCAAGAUCCAUCCUGAGGCUCAGAGGGCCAUUGAGGCGCCCCCCCAGGAGCCUGAGCAGAAACGCAGCAAGCUGGACACAGAUGGAAAAGAAGCUGGAAGGUUGGCAGGGCAACCUGCCCCCAGCACGGAGGUGGUCGGGGAGGAGUCCACCGCAGACGCCAUCGUGCCCGGCACGAUCAUGUAACCCUGACAAGCGCGGGUGCGCCCUUACUGGGUCAGUGAACUUGGCUGUGACCUCUGCCUGGGACCCAGUUGCCAACUGAUUUUCAUUCUCAAACACCAUGUAAUUUUUUUCAAAUCAAGCAUACAUUACUUUUGUAAGCAGAAAGAAACCCGAAAAGAAUAAAAGAAGCUAUAAGCCAGGUCCCAUUAUGGA
Neofelis nebulosa (Clouded leopard) is the source of this 1291-nucleotide messenger RNA. It is a transcript of the gene FLYWCH2, whose product is annotated as FLYWCH family member 2. Lineage: Eukaryota; Metazoa; Chordata; Mammalia; Carnivora; Felidae. Bases 665 to 1099 code for a protein of 144 amino acids. The record is from RefSeq and is a predicted model, not a curated record. The transcript has 3 exons.